Molecule: messenger RNA, 2049 nt
Organism: Spodoptera litura
Lineage: Eukaryota; Metazoa; Arthropoda; Insecta; Lepidoptera; Noctuidae
Cellular component (GO): nucleus
Molecular function (GO): DNA binding
Source: RefSeq, a predicted model, not a curated record
CGACAAGCGGUUGCGUGUGUGUGACGUCCGCAUAAAAAAAGAAACAAAAAAAUGCCAAAUAAGUAUACACGAAAGACUGAUAGGGGUAUGGCUAGUAUCGACAUUUACGAACUAGCCUUUGAAGAAGUUACGUUGAGGGGUCAAAGUCUCCGAAAUGCCGCAUCUUCUUACAAUCUCAACUACAUGUCUUUGCAAAGAUAUAUUAAAAAGAAACAGGCUUUUCAAGAUAACGCAACAGAGGUGAUUCCGUCCAUGGGUUAUGCUAGUCCAAAAGUUUUUACAGAUGAGGAAGAAAACAUAUUAUGCGAGUAUUUAUUGACAUGCGCUGCAUCCAAUUACGGGUUGACAACUAAAGAAACAAGAAGAAUUGCGUUCAUGUUAGCAAAAAAAUAUAACAAAAAAUAUCCGGCGUCAUGGGAAAAAAAUGAGAUGGCAGGAGAAGUGUGGCUUAAAUUGUUUAUGCAACGACAUCCCAAUUUAUCUUUAAGAUUACCACAAGCUACAAGCAUAGCUCGCGCAACGAGCUUUAAUAAAAGUAAUGUGGAUGCUUUCUUUAAGAACUAUACUGAUAUUUUAAACAAGCAUAAUCUUGUAGCAAAAGAUAUUUGGAACGUCGACGAGACAGGCAUUACAACAGUUCAGAAACCUGACAGGGUUAUAGCGCGACGUGGAGAAAAACAAGUCAGUGCGAUGACAUCGGCGGAACGAGGAACCUUAGUUACUAUGGCUUUUGCUGGAAACGCAAUAGGUAAUUAUAUACCGCCUAUGUUUAUAUUUCCACGUAAGAGAUUCCAAGAGCAUUUCAUUCGUGAUGGUCCGACUGGUUCUGUUGGAACCGCUAACGGAUCGGGAUGGAUGCAGGAGAAUGACUUCCAGUUUUUCCUUGAGCAUUUCAAAAAUCACGUUAGACCGUCAAAAGAGAAUAAAACUCUGUUGCUCCUAGAUAACCAUGCUUCGCACACAGCUUUGAAGAAUAUUGAGUUCUGCAGAGAUAAUGGGAUUAUUUUACUGACAUUUCCCCCACACUGCACACAUAAGCUGCAACCUUUAGAUCGUGCUAUAUUUGGGCCUUUAAAAAAAGCAAUCAAUACAGCUUGUGAUGAUUGGAUGCGCUCUAAUGCGGGGAAAGUCAUGAGUAUAUAUGAUAUUCCAUCCAUAACAAGAUCAGCAUUUAACGUGGCGAUCACUGCAAAGAAUAUCAGUGCUGGUUUUGCUGCAACUGGAACAUGGCCUGUUAAUACUGAUAUCUUUGGAGAAGCCGAUUUCCUGCCCAGUCAAGUCACUGACCGUAUUUUGCCAAAUCCGGAACCAGAGCAAUCAUCAAGCGUUCAAGAAACUACGGCUAAUGUAGAAAAUAGACCCUACACUCCAAAUCCUACUAUUGACACCGUUGAAUUCAAUGAAGCAAGAGCUCUUACUCAAGUUACAUCCACUGAUCAAGCCACAACAUCUAUCAAUCAAUCUUUGCCAAUUAAUAACGCCAAUGAACCCGUCGCCUCCACGUCUAGAGCUCGUACUCCUCUAGCUACUACUUCUAAUGUGUUCUCGCCAGAAUCAGUGAGGCCGUUGCCGAAAGCUCCGCCUAGAAAAAAUAACCAACCUAAUAGGCGCAAGAUAAAAUCGGCUGUGCUUACUGACACACCUAUAAAAAAUGAAAUAGCUGCCAUAGAAGCCAGCAGGAAGAUUAAAAGCGUGAAAAAACGCGUUUUAAACGAAGGAAAGGUUGUACCUAAAAAAACCAAAAAGACUAAUAAGAAGAAUGCAAAUGAUGCUGAAGAAGAUGAAGAAAAUGAUUAUUUUUGCUUGUGCUGCCUCGAACCUUAUGCCAAUAGCAGAUCGAAUGAGAAGUGGGUUCAAUGCUUGGAGUGUAAAGGCUGGUCUCACGAAGAAUGCACUGGGGGCGAGCUGCAAUACGUCUGCCAUAAUUGUUUGUCUGAUUAGGUUAAGACUAUUGACUGAUUUUAAAAAUAUUGAUCUCAUAAUAAUACCAUAAUUGUUCAAAAAAAUAAUUUAAUACUUUUUUUAUAUUCAUAUUUGUUGUUAUUAUAA